UGUACGGAGCCCGGCAUACAGCUGAGCCAGCCUGCUAACCUUCUGCCCUCCGCUACCUCACAAGCCCUGGGGAGUCCUGUAUGUCCGCGAAGGGCAGGAAAUGCAAGGAGCUGCCCUCUGGCAGGGUCAGUUUCCCGGACCUGGGGGAGCGCGGGGGAUGGCUGGCAAAGAAUGGGGGUCAGUGGGCGCCACUGCCUCAGCCCCAGGGAGUGCUGGUCUUACCUGCGGAGAGCAGCUCCUUCAUUGCCGGAGGGUCCCACAGUGACUACCACCUCCACUCUCUAGCAGGUGAAGGGAGCCCAUCUAUGAGAAGAGUAACCAUGAUGAGAGAGAAGGGAAGGAGACAGGCCGUCCGUGGCCCCGCUUUUAUGUUUAACAACCGAGGACCAAACCUGACUGCAGAAGAGGAGCGCUUCUUGGAUGCCGCAGAGUAUGGGAACAUUCCUGUGGUAAGAAAGAUGCUAGAAGAGUCAAAAACUUUGAAUGUCAACUGUGUGGAUUACAUGGGACAAAAUGCCCUACAGUUGGCAGUAGGGAAUGAACAUUUAGAAGUGACUGAACUUUUGCUAAAAAAGGAGAAUUUGGCUCGAAUUGGAGACGCCUUGCUUCUUGCAAUUAGCAAGGGGUAUGUUAGGAUUGUUGAAGCCAUCUUAAAUCAUUCUGCUUUUGCAGCAAGCAAAAGACUAACCCUUAGCCCAUGUGAGCAAGAGCUUCAGGAUGAUGAUUUUUAUUCCUAUGAUGAAGAUGGCACUAGGUUCUCCCCAGAUAUCACACCUAUCAUUCUUGCUGCACACUGCCAAAAAUAUGAGGUUGUGCAUAUGCUGUUGAUAAAAGGAGCAAAGAUAGAAAGACCACAUGAUUACUUCUGCAAGUGUAAUGACUGUAUGGAAAAGCAAAAGCAUGAUUCUUUCAGCCACUCAAGAUCCAGGAUAAAUGCCUACAAGGGACUGGCCAGCCCUGCCUAUCUGUCUCUUUCCAGUGAGGAUCCUGUUCACACUGCAUUGGAGCUGAGCAACGAAUUAGCCAAACUUGCCAAUAUUGAAAAAGAAUUUAAGAAUGACUAUCGCAAAUUGUCUAUGCAAUGCAAAGACUUUGUGGUUGGAGUCCUUGAUUUGUGCAGGGAUUCUGAAGAGGUCGAGGCUAUCUUAAAUGGAGAUGUGGAUGCUGAACCAGCGGAACCUCAGAGACACAGACCUUCACUGAGCCGAGUUAAACUAGCCAUUAAGUAUGAAGUUAAGAAGUUUGUGGCACACCCCAAUUGCCAACAGCAGCUUUUAACAAUCUGGUAUGAAAACCUCUCAGGAUUACGAGAACAAGUUAUUGCCACCAAAUGUCUGGUUGUACUGGUCGUUGCCUUGGGCCUACCAUUUCUCGCUGUUGGUUACUGGAUUGCUCCAUGCAGCCGGCUAGGCAAGGUUCUCCGCAGUCCAUUCAUGAAGUUUGUGGCACAUGCUGCAUCAUUUAUCAUUUUCCUGUGCCUGCUUGUCUUCAAUGCAUCAGACAGAUUUGAAGGCAUUAAAACCCUACCAAACAUCACAGUCAUUGAAUACCCAAAGCAGAUUUUCAGAGUGAAAACCACAAGAUUCACAUGGACAGAAAUGCUCAUCAUGGUAUGGGUUUUAGGAAUGAUGUGGUCAGAGUGUAAGGAGCUGUGGCUGGAAGGACCCAGGGAAUAUGUCCUGCAGCUGUGGAAUGUCCUGGAUUUUGGAAUGCUCUCCAUUUUUAUUGCAGCUUUUACUGCAAGGCUGCUAGCUUUCAUGCAGGCCUCCAAAGCUCAACAGUAUGUGGACAAAAAUAUCCAAGAAAAUGAUCUAACUUUGGUCACACUUCCUCCUGAAGUAGAGUAUUUCACUUACGCCAGAGAUAAAUGGCUGCCGUCUGAUCCACAGAUUAUAUCGGAAGGCCUAUAUGCAAUAGCUGUUGUUCUGAGCUUCUCAAGAAUAGCCUACAUCCUACCAGCCAAUGAAAGUUUUGGGCCUCUACAAAUAUCACUUGGGAGAACUGUGAAGGACAUCUUUAAGUUCAUGGUCCUCUUUAUUAUGGUGUUCCUGGCAUUCAUGAUUGGGAUGUUUAUCCUGUAUUCUUACUACCUUGGAGCUAAAGUGAAUUCUGCUUUCACAACUGUUGAGGAGAGCUUUAAAACACUCUUCUGGUCCAUAUUCGGCUUGUCUGAAGUAACAUCUGUGGUUCUGAAAUACGACCAUAAGUUUAUAGAGAACAUCGGCUAUGUUCUUUAUGGUAUCUACAAUGUGACAAUGGUGGUGGUCCUUCUGAACAUGCUGAUUGCCAUGAUUAACAGCUCAUAUCAAGAAAUUGAGGAUGACAGUGAUGUAGAAUGGAAAUUUGCCCGAUCGAAGUUAUGGCUAUCAUAUUUUGAUGAAGGAAAAACUCUUCCUCCUCCAUUCAGUAUUGUUCCAAGCCCUAAAUCCUUUGUCUAUCUUAUUAUGAGGAUUGUCAACUUGCUGAAGUGUAAAACAAGAAAACUGCAGAAAGACAUUGAAAUAGGAAUGGGCGAUUCCAAAUCCAGGUUAAACCUCUUCUCCCAGUCUAAUGCCAAAGUUUUUGAGUCACGGAGUUUCAACAGUAUUUUAAAUCAGCCAACUCGCUAUCAACAAAUAAUGAAAAGACUUAUAAAACGAUAUGUGGUGAGAGCCCAAGUGGACAAAGAAAAUGAUGAAGUGAAUGAAGGUGAACUGAAAGAAAUAAAGCAAGAUAUUUCAAGCCUUCGCUAUGAACUUCUAGAAGACAAAUCACAAGCUACUGAGGAAUUAGCGACCUUGAUACAUAAACUGAGUGAAAAGAUAAAUCCUAGUAUGUCUAGGUGUGAAUAAGUAAUGGAUCCCGAAGUACAAUGGCAAUAAACUAUAAAUCAUCCAAUACUUGAAGAAAAAAAUAAGUCUGAUAGAUUUAUAGCACACAAUUAAGUCCUUUAAAUGUACCUCCAUGUGACUACUGCUCUGCAAGUACCAGGAGACCUUGGGCAUGUCAUCAUAAUUCUAGUUGAUAGAGUUGAAAUCAUAUAAUCAGUUUAGCCUAAGCUUAAAGGGUUUUUCCUGUUUGCAUCAACAUCCUUUAAAAUAAUCAUUCAUGAAGGUAGCUGUAAUUUCGUAUUUCUUUAACCUUUAUUGCUCCUAUUUUCCAUUCACACGACCAUGUCCAUCCAGCUUUUUCAUAUUUCCUUUGGUGUCAUGUCCAUGCAUUAGAAAGUGAUAUGAGAGUGUCUAUGUAACUAGCUGGGUGGGAGGAGCUUUAAACUAGCUGAGUGUUGUUAGGGGGCGGUGCUGGAGCUGUGAGAGAGAAGGGAGCAGUGCAUCAUGGGUUUGGUUGAAUACCACAAUAGGAAGUGUUACAUACAGGUUUGAAACAAACCAGAAUGACGUGUUUACACGGUAAAACAGAUUAGGACAGUCCAAUUUAAAAAAAAAAAACAUGAGAGAUGUACAUGAGGUAAGGAACUACAUAAUCAUAUCUGUGAAAAACCAUAGUAAUUCCGGAAAACCCCUUUAAGCUAUACUUCUAUGACUAGGAAGUCUGGGCGUUCUAGGUGGGUCCACUUGUGGGUCAUUUGUGGCAAUAAACCUUUACUGUUCACACUAUAGAAGCACAAUACGGCUAUUUAAGAGUGUGAAAACCUGGACAAAAGGAGCAAGUAGCUAGGUUAUAGGGUCCAAAUUACUGACUGAAUAAUCAAAGCAAAUUGUUAAUCCAUUAGUUGGUUGAUGCUCAUAAUGAUGACACAAUAUGUCUAUUGCUUUUGUCACCUAGGACACUUUAACAAUGAAUUAUUUUUGUAAAGGAGAUAAGUUAUACUUAAUACUGCUUGUAAAAAACAUCAGAAUAACGUACAACUGACCAUGAGAAAAGUGCUGUAAAAAUAAUAUAUGCCAUUUAUUUGGUAGAAUAUUGGAACAGUUUAGCCGUUGCCUUUAUAGUAUACUUACACAUACUGCAGGUUAGCAUGCAUCAUUUGACAGGUGCACUUCAAAAAGGGACAUCUACGAUAUUGAAUGUGUGGGAACAAGGACUACCUACAACCAAAACCCCCUGGACCAGACAUGAGGAUGUGCACAUAGGCACAGUCUUCGCUAAAGAAAUACGCUUUGUGUUCAUCACCCCUAGGUAGAGUAAAUACUACUUAGUCAUAUAUUAAAGUCUUCUGCAACUUUAGGAUUUAAUUUGGUUCAUCAAUCAGUUCAGUCUUUGUGACAUAACUGUAAUGGCCAUUAAUGCAAACAGCUUAGAAGAACAAACUUAGUACAAGUCACAAAUACUGGGAGAUUAGACAAUUAAAUAAAAGGGUAAUAUUCUUACUGUGAAGACCCCAAAACUGUAGCUAUUUAUGAAUGGCUCCAUGCUGAAUAUAUGAGUCAUACAAGCACAGAAGGGAAUAUUUGAUUGAAACAUUACCAUGACGGACCACAGCAUUAGGCUACUUUCACAUCUGUGUUUUGCUGUACGGUUUUAAGGUCCAUCACAGGAUCUCAAAACCACAGUAAAACGCUUUAGUUUUUUCCCCAUUCAUUUUCAAUGGGGACACAAUUGAACAAACUUAAAUGGGGUGCACCGGAAAAAACAAAAUCAAUACAAGCAGUUUUUGUGUUCAUCAUGGGAUACUGAGCAAGAAGGAUGCGGCAUGAAACAUAAUGUAAGUCGAUGGUCCUAGGUGCCCAUUGACUUACAAUAGUUUUAGUGCCGGAUCCAUCUUAUUCAUUUUGGAGAUAAUAUAGCCAGAUGCAGACGGUUGUAUUAUUGUCCGGAUGCGUUUUUGCUGAUCCCCUGACGGAUCCAGCAAAAACGCAGAUGUGACAGUAGCCUUACACAUGUGAAUGCCACUUCAUAUGCUUAAAGCAUUCCUGAGUUUAAAAAAAAAAGUUUGUAUAAUGGCUGUGCUUCUUUGUACAAUCAAAGCUGUUAAGAAGGGCCGGCUCCAAAUUCAUGUGGGACCCCUUGUGGCAAUUCCGGUAUUUCCGUUGUUCUGCUUCCAUGUUAGAGCAGAACAAAAAACAAAACACAGAUGUGAACCUUAGAUUAAAUAGCCCUUAUAGUGCCCAUAGUAAUGUCCCCCACUGCCCUCAGUAAUCUCUUUAUAGUGUCCAUAGCGAUUUUCCCUGUGUCUGCACUCACUUGUUUGUGGUAACGGGGCAGGAACUGUUAUUGCACUUCUUGCCGGGCCCCCGUCAGAGCGCUCACCACAGCAGCAUCACAUCCACUCAUUCCAGCGUCUAUCAGGCCCCAGUGCUGCCCUACUAGUAGUAUUCACUAAUCAUGUGGGUGGACGGAGCCUGACCAAUGUUAGUCAGACUCCACUAACUCACUUCAUUAGUGAUUAAAGAGUACUAGUAGGGCAGCAUGGAGCCUGAUAGAUGCCUGACUGACCACAUGUGAUGCUUCUGUGGUGAGCGCUCUGAUGCAUGAAGUACAGUUUCAGGCUCUGUUACCAGUACGCACAGACAUGAACAUAGCCCCCAGCCCAGCCAGUCACCCCCUGACGGCAGUACUACCCUGAUGGUGGCCUUGGCCAGUAGCCAUAACAUUCAAAGCCCUGGUCAAAACAUCUGGGCUUCAAGCACAAAUAUUUUGACCUGGCGAUGCCCCUGGAGUGAGGAGACACAGUUGGACCCCCCCCAGGAGCAGUGGACCCCGGCACUUGCCCGAGUAUGCUGGGUACUGACGCUGGCUCUGAAGGAGCAGUUAUGUUUGGGCUUCCCUAAUGUUUGUUUCCGACAUGUUAUUCCCUUUUUCAGCUGCACAGCCAGAUGCAUUUGUCUCAGAAGCAAGGAGCCUAUCCCUUCUGUGG
Molecule: messenger RNA, 5797 nt
Organism: Bufo gargarizans (Asiatic toad)
Lineage: Eukaryota; Metazoa; Chordata; Amphibia; Anura; Bufonidae
Gene: TRPC3
Product: transient receptor potential cation channel subfamily C member 3
Exons: 12
Coding region: 81-2831 (916 amino acids)
Biological process (GO): calcium ion transmembrane transport; manganese ion transport; regulation of cytosolic calcium ion concentration
Cellular component (GO): membrane; cation channel complex
Molecular function (GO): store-operated calcium channel activity; inositol 1,4,5 trisphosphate binding; protein binding
Source: RefSeq, a predicted model, not a curated record